CAGACAUUGGAUCAGCGGAAAAUUCUGUUUUGCGUUACUUCAAUGGUUCUAAAAGUCUAUGUCAGCACUCUUUCUGGAAACCUUAAGGUUGCAAUCGUUACUUUUAACGAGUUAUAAUGCAGGUCAAAAAAGAACAGGCACUCAUUCUAUCACUACUUAAUGCUAAAAAGGUUGACUUUAAAGAAGUUGACCUCUCUGACGUUUCCAACGAGUCUGAGAAAUGUUCAUUAUUUGAGGAGCUGAAGAAAAAAGAGAAACCUUUGGUUCCACCACAUAUUUUUCUUGAUGAGGAAUAUCUCGGAGUUAGUACUUCGCUGGCUUUAAUCUUUUCAGGGUUAUGAUGAAUUUUACGAGGCCUUGGAAAUGGAAGAACUGGAAUCUUUUCUAAAAUUGCCUGGAGAAAAACCUGUAAGAUCUCCAAUUACCUAUCAGGAUUUUCUUUCAGAAGCCGUUCUCAGCAUUGAUGGGUAGCAGCGCCAGUGAGGUACCGGUUGCCCCUUAAGUCUUCUCGCAUGAUUGCUUAGCCUUAUUUUGCAUGUGCUGCAUGAAUUAAACCUGUAGAAAAUGUACUCAGACUCAAUUUGUGACGUUAAAUUUCAGGCCGAGAGUGAGGAAGAAGACGGAGAGAAUGAUAAGGAGUCUUCGGGCAAUGAAGAUAAGCCUGAUAUUUCUAAGGAGGAAGAAAAAAGUGAAGCUGAUGAAGAACAGAAGAAUAAAGAUCAAAAAGAGGAAGAAAAGGUUCCGGAUGAAAGUCUUGAGGAGAAAGUUGGUGAAAAUGGAGACAAUUCCACAGAACACCAAGGAAAAACGUCUGCAGAUGAAGAUUCGGGAAAUGAGGAAGAAGAAAAAAUUAAUCCCUCCUCAGUCAAGGAUGUUGAGGGCGAAGCAAAGCCUUCAAAGGACUCUGAUGAAAGUUCGGAAGACUCGUCUGGAGAAUCCGAAGCCAAAAAAUCCAAGACAGAGUCCGAUAGUGAUUCAUCAAAACGUUCAGUCUCUAGUGUUAGAAAGGAUUCUGAAAGCUCAUCAUCUGGGGAAUCUGAGGCCAAGAAGUCGAAGACAGAUUCGAACGGUAGUUCACCAAAACACUCUCCACCAGAUUCUCGAAAAACGUCUGUUGGUUCUAAAGGCAAGAAUUUAGAGGUGAAAUCCGACAGUGACUCAUCAUCAAGUCACUCAGAGCAACCUGCAGAAAGGUCUAUGGAGAUUAAAAAGGAAAACACAGCGGAGUCGGAAGACUCAAGUGCAAAUGAGUCUGAAUCAUCCUCGGACUCGGAGUGAACUUCAAUGACAUUAUUCUUGUGAUCCAUUCAAUAGUUUAUCGCUAACUGGUAUAUUUAAUAUAAUGCUAUGUAAUCGUUUUUAUUGUAUAUCAAAGUCACUUAGGAUUUAA
Molecule: messenger RNA, 1390 nt
Organism: Schistosoma spindalis
Lineage: Eukaryota; Metazoa; Platyhelminthes; Trematoda; Strigeidida; Schistosomatidae
Source: the annotation of a GenBank genome assembly